Messenger RNA from Haliotis rufescens (red abalone), 4056 nucleotides. RefSeq lists its product as uncharacterized. The record is from RefSeq and is a predicted model, not a curated record. The transcript has 5 exons. Bases 1 to 4056 code for a protein of 1351 amino acids. Lineage: Eukaryota; Metazoa; Mollusca; Gastropoda; Lepetellida; Haliotidae.
AUGUUAGGUCCAGUGAAAAGAAUUAAGAAGAGAUACUUGGAUGAUCCAGAUGUCGGUGUUCCUCAACGCACAGCAGCAAGAUGGAAGAACAAGAACAUGCUUGAGGUUUCCCAAGCUUCCACAUCGGAUGAUGUACUUCUUGAAUCCAACAUUAUCUCGGGUGGUGAUGUGUUUGAUCAUAUGGAUGGACAUGAUGAAGCUUCAGCAUUGACUCAAACGGAUUCAGUUGGUGUUGAUGUUCUUGAUCAUACAGAUGAACAUGAUGGACAAGAUGAAGCAUCAACAUUGGCUCAGAGAGUGUCAGUUGUUACUGACAGUGUAUCUGAAGACAGCUACUCAAUGGACUACAACUGUGCAUCAAGUAGCGAGUUUGUGUCAAGUGACGAAGAAACUGUGUCCUUUGAAUCAGAUGAUACUGAUGAGACAAGUAGUGACUCCGAUGCUAGUAGAACUGACACAGUUGACCUCUUGUGUACUGAUUCUAAUCUUUCAAUUCAAGAGAUACAGGCUGUGAAACUACUUUCAUGUUUCUUAAGGAAUAACCUGUCUGCUAGCACAUGUAAGGAUAUUAUAGUCACCUUGAGAGAAGUUUAUCCAGAAUCAGCAUCUAUUCAGAAACUAACUUAUGAAAAUAUCUGGAAAUUUGUUGAUGAUUCCAAAAUGAAGGAAUGUCAUUACUGCGUUCUUUGCAGCCAAGUUUUUCCUGACAAUGAAGACUUUUUUGCCUGUGAAAGAGAGCAAUGUGAUGGCCUCCGAUAUAAAGGUCCUUUUUCAGCACAAAUGAAAAAGGGACGUCAACCCAGACAGAGUUUUGUUUUUGCUGAUGUGAAGACACAGCUGUCAAGCCUUCUUCAGAGUCCAGGUAUUUGGAAAGAUAUACAAGAAAGGAAGAAGACUCUAGCAGAAAGAUGUGAUGACAUUCUGCGAGACAUUACUGAUGGGAGAGCUUAUCGCAGAUUGCAAGAUGAGGGACAAUUCCUCUCCGAUCCAAACAGCUUGACAGCAGUCCUAAAUACAGAUGGAGUGAACCUGUACACAUCUUCGAAAAUAGAGUUAUGGCCAAUAUUUCUUUCUGUAAAUGAAAUGACACCAUCACUUAGAUUUGCACGUGAUAACAUGCUCCUUGUUGGGAUAUGGCAAGGCAAAGGCAAACCUCCAUUCCAACCCUACAUUCAUCUUCUAUCCAAGCAACUCAAUCCUCUCUAUGAAGAAGGCAUACAACUGAGCACAACAGCAGAGGAAUGGAUUCCUAUCAAGUUAUCUGUUGUAUGUGGUAUAUUUGACCUUCCUGCCAAAGCUGGGAUUCUGAAUAUGACCUACUACAAUGGGACAGAAGCUUGCAUAACUUGUGAAGAACCAGGUGUGGUUGUGCAGCAAGGAAGAGGACACUCAAGGUGUUAUCCUUUCAGACCUGAGCAUGAGAAGCACCCUUUCAGGAAUGAUACAGAUGUUAGAUUGUCGAUGGAGAGAGGCACAGAAAGAAGGCGAAGUAAAGGAUUCAAGGGAAAGUCAGGUUUGCUGUCAUUGAAAGGAUUUGACUUAGUCAUUGGUGUUGUGCCAGACUAUAUGCAUGGGGUGCUGUUAGGAGUGACAAAAACCCUGAUGUAUAAGUGGUUUUCAUCUACAGAAAGUAGAAAUCCUUUCUUUGUUGGCAAUAAGUUAAAAGAAAUUUCCAGUCGACUGCAAAGUAUCAAACCAAUUGAAUGUAUUGAGCGACUGCCAAGAGAUAUAGAGAAACAUUAUAGCAACUUCAAGGCUACAGAACUACAAGCGUGGUUGUUAUACUAUGCAGUCCCUUGUUUGCUUGACAUACUGCCAGAUGUGUACCUGAAACAUUUUGCAUCCUUAUCAGAAGCUGUGAUUUUGCUGUUGGGUGAACAGAUAACACAUGAAAGCCUAUGUAGAGCCAGGUGCCUCCUGGAGUCUUUUUACAAGAAGUUUGGUGACUUGUAUCCCCCCGGUUCAUGUGGCCUUAAUGUUCACAACAUUGGAGAACAUCUGUGCUUCUACGUUAAAGAGUGGGGUCCUAUGUGGGCCUGGAGUUGCUUUGCAUUUGAAGAUGCCAAUGCAAUGCUACUUCAGUCAGUUCAUGGGACAGGGAAUGUCCUGAAGCAAGUUAUGAGGGCACGACAAGCAAGGGUAUUUUUACGUACACUUGACAUCACCCAAGGUGAAUGUUCAAAAUGGAAGAAGUUGCAGGAUGCUGCAAACUGUUCAAUGGCUGGUUCACUUCAACCUGUUGCUGAAGAUGACCUUACUGAAGAGAUAUUCAGAAGAUUACCAGUGACCAACCUGAGAGAAGUGAAGAAAGUUUCAAGAGUUUUGAAUGCUGAUGGGAAACGACUACCCCUACCCCGUCUCCGUCACAGUCAACGUCCCCGUCUCCGUCUCCGUCACAGUCACCGUCCCCAUCUCCGUUACAGUCACUGUCCCCAUCCCCGUACCCGUCCCCACCCCCAUCUCCGUCACAGUCACGUCCCCAUCUCCGUCACAGUCACGUCCCCAUCCCCGUCACAGUCACCGUCCCCACCCCCGUCACAGUCACCGUCCCCACCCCUAUCCCUGUCACAGUCACCGUCCCUAUCUCCGUCACAGUCACAGUCACGUCCCAUCUCCGUCACAGUCACCGUCCCCAUCCCCAUCCCCGUCCCCGUCCCCGUCCCCGCCCCUAUCCCCGUCACAGUCACCGUCCUUAUCCCCGUCAGAGUCACCGUCCCCAUCUCCGUCACAGUCACGUCCCCAUCUCCGUCACAGUCACCGUCCCUAUCCCCAUUCCCGUCACAGUCACCGUCCCCAUCUCCGUCCCCGUCCCCACCCCCAUCUCCGUCACAGUCACGUCCCCAUCUCCGUCACAGUCACGUCCCCAUCCCCGUCACAGUCACCGUCCCUAUCCCCAUUCCCGUCACAGUCAACGUCCCCAUCUCCGUCCCCGUCCCCACCCCCAUCUCCGUCACAGUCACGUCCCCAUCUCCGUCACAGUCACGUCCCCAUCCCCAUUCCCGACACAGUCACCGUCCCUAUCCCCGUCACAGUCACCGUCCCCAUCCCUGUCACAGUCACGUCCCCAUCCCCAUCCCCGUCACAGUCACCGUCCCUAUCCCCGUCACAGUCACAGUCACCGUCCCCAUCCCCGUCACAGUCACCGUCCCUAUCUCCGUCCCCGUCCCCGCCCCUAUCCCCGUCACAGUCACCGUCCUUAUCCCCGUCAGAGUCACCGUCCCCAUCUCCGUCACAGUCACGUCCCCAUCUCCGUCACAGUCACGUCCCCAUCUCCGUCACAGUCACGUCCCCAUCCCCGUCACAGUCACCGUCCCUAUCCCCAUUCCCGUCACAGUCACCGUCCCCAUCUCCGUCCCCGUCCCCACCCCCAUCUCCGUCACAGUCACGUCCCCAUCUCCGUCACAGUCACGUCCCCAUCCCCAUUCCCGACACAGUCACCGUCCCUAUCCCCGUCAGUCACCGUCCCCAUCCCUGUCACAGUCACGUCCCCAUCCCCAUCCCCGUCACAGUCACCGUCCCUAUCUCCGUCACAGUGACCGUCCCUAUCCCCAUUCCCGUCCCCGUCCCCGUCCCCAUCUCUGUCCCCGUCCCCACCCCCAUCUCCGUCACACUCACGUCCCCAUCCCCGUCACAGCCACCGUCCAUAUCCCCAUCCUCGUCCCCAUCCCCUUCCCCGUCCCCAUCCCCAUCCCCGGCACAGCCACCGUCCAUAUCCCCAUCCUCGUCCCCAUCCCCUUCCCCGUCCCCAUCCCCAUCCCCGGCACAGCCACCGUCCAUAUCCCCAUCCUCGUCCCCAUCCCCUUCCCCACCCCCAUCUCCGUCACACUCACGUCCCCAUCCCCGUCACAGCCACCGUCCAUAUCCCCAUCCUCGUGCCCAUCCCCGUCCUCGUCCUCGUCCUCGUCCUCGUCACCGUCACCGUCAUCGUUACCGUUACCAUGCCACCACGAUCCACAUCCCCAUUCCCGUCGCCAUUCUAUCCCGAUCCACAUCUCCGUCUCUAAAAUAGCAGGCAUACUUAGGGUUGUUGUUAAUAUUCUACUUCUGAACUUUUAA